GUGUGCCCACCGCACCUUCCUCGCCGCACUUUACGUCACCAACGACCAUCGACUCAACCACCUGGCACACCACUCCUUCAUGGCGAGACGAAUCGUCAAGGUCAUGUUUGGCGGGCAGGCAGCAAGCUUGCUUGUGGUUCUGUCCUCAUCACAGCUGUGCUCCGCAUUAGCGGAUACAGUCCGAACGCGUCUCCCUACGAUUGCCUCGAAGCUGGGCUUAGCAACAACGGAUGGCCUUCACAUCAGCCUUCACCUGGAAAGCGAGACUGGUCCCAUGCUUGACCCUGAAGAUCUUCUCUGUGACGUUCUGCUCGAUACUAAAGAGACAAUAUGUGCAGUCAUUGUUCAAGCUCAGGUAAACUCUGGCGUUUCCAGGACGCAGCCUCAGCCGCACAUUGGGUCCGACGACCAGCUUCGCCUCCGUGUCGUAACGCCAGAGCUGGCUCAUGAACAUCACAAUGUCGACACUAUUGUGCCCACAGCCCAGAUAUUACCACUCUCCACUACGCUUCUGGGGCUACGUGCUGCCGUCUGCCAACAUCUGAAUGUUCCUACGGGAGACGAGGCACUCCAAGAACUCGACUGCAACUGUAGUGCUGCACAGCAAAUAGACUCCAAUGCAGCACUGAACGAGUGUAGCGCUGAGAACUCGGACGCACUCCACACUCUUGUGGUUGUCUACGAGGAUAACAAAGUCACUGUCGUUCCGAUAGAAGAGCCUACAUUGGCCUCCAUUCAACGUGCGGCUCGAGUGCAACUGCAAGACAAGGCCACAGGCAAGCUCCUUUGUGCGCUUGGAGGCGUAGCUGCUCGCAACGCGCAGGCUGGAGAUAGUGGGCGAUAUCUUAAGCUUCCUGUGCUAGCUGUAUGCUCUCACCAGUCGCACCGUCACCAUGAGGAAGAUGAUGGUGCAGAAUCUGUCGCUGCGAUGGACAACCGUGGCCUAACUCUCGAUCUCCACAUCUCCGAGUGCCCUAUUGACAUCACAAUUCACAACAAAGAUGUCACGAUCGAGGCAGCAGGUCUCCAUGACUGCGCAGUUGAUGGCGUCCUUACUAUCUUUGCCGUUCAGCGUGUGUUUCCUACAAACAACAACCACAAAUCAGGAAGCGCAAAAAUUGGUAAGGCUGCAAUCUUCCAGAGGCAGCAUGCUUGGGAACACCCUCUGGGUCAGUCCGAGCGCGGUCUAGCCAACCUGCUAUCAACACUGCGCAAAUUUACAGACAUCACUUCUGGUAGUAACAUGAAGGAACCUCAACAAGAUGCAGUCUUACGCAUUCUUCAUCUCAUGACUCGAUUCCCACCAGCUGUACGAACAGCAUACGUGCUCAUGCGCGGAGAGACCCCACAACCUUCCGAAUGCGCUGCGUUAUCUCAGUGUCUUUACGAGAUUCUGAAGGAUGUCGUCCCUCUUGCUACCGUCCACAACAACCCUCAGCGCCUCUUCGAAGGUUCUCGUCUGCUAUUCGGGCUGAUACUAGGCAGAGCUAAGACGUUGCGAGUAUCUUCUUCCAGCAGUGAGAAUAGUCUUCCGUACACGAGCAUGCAGGUACACGAUCUCCGUAGUGCAGUCACUAUGCGGCCUGUUCGGGGACCGGCAGUGCAGUCAAAGAUUGGCCUGAUCGACGUGGGGCUUUAUGAUGCCUUUGCUGAAAACGGUGUCAUCACUUGGAUCAACGAUAACAACACUGGGAUGGCCACCUCGGUUGAUCAGAAGCUGGCUAGGGUUGUGACGCUUGCAGGUGGCAUGAAGACUAAAGUUGUAACUUUCAACCCUGACACUGUCGCCCUCACCACGCGCUACCUUGAGAAAGGCAUCAAUACCGUCGUUGCGCAAACAGAGAUUUCGAACCUUCAAUAUCUCGCUUCAAUGUGCAGCAACAACCAUUUAAGCGUCAUUCCUCCCGCAGACCUCCCAUCUGCUUCUCCGCCAGUGCUCACUUUGGACCGACAAGGUUUUCUAUCCGUUUACGUCGGUCGCGAAGGGUGCGGUCAACCCGGCAGGGACAUUCUUAUGUUCAGGCCAUUAACCGGAGAAGAGGCAAUCGAUGUGUCCGUCAUCACACAAUUGCUGGUGCCUGUUCUCGCACAUCGCAAUGUCGAUGGUACAGCCGUGUUCGAGGCGUACGGAAGCCACGACCGCUAUACCAAGGAUCCAGAAGAAGCGGUCGUAGUGUGCGUCGAUCUAUCUAGCAGUAUGGGCUCUCGAUGUGGGUUUGUUGACAUUGAGGAGAGCGAAGACGCUGAUGCGUCAGUCAAUCGCGCUAUUCAUACCGCCACACCAGCUACCACAAGUUUGCAAGUAGAGCACCCGGGCAGCGAGCGUUUGGCGCUAGAUGAGCUAAAAGAGUAUAUUCUUGCCCAUGACUCCUUCGAGGAUAUGCUGGUCAUCGUGCGUGCAGGCACCGAAUACAGCCAUCGCCGGCAGAACGCAAGUCAGGUGCUAAAGAUUCUGGGUCAACUUCACCAGCAGCAAAUCACAGAGAACACCAAAGAACUUGAGGUUCUCAGACGAAGGGCUACUCACUCGUACAAUCGUGCGUUGGCGGCGUCGUCUGAGCGUGAUUUGUUCACACUCUCAAAUCGUCUUCUUAGGAUGGAGCGGUUUGCCGACCCUCUAUGCGCUUUUCUUACAUACCGAGCUGAAAAUGCGGGCUCUCUCCCUGGACUGGAGGUAUGGCGACCCGGAGCAUCUGCACCGGUAGCCACCCCACAGCAGUCGAAUGCUCACAAUGGUCCCUUUUUUGAGCUGCCCACGGAAUUGAUCUGUCCCAUCAGUAAUGAGCUCAUGGAAGAUCCCGUCAUGACUGUCGAUGGCUUCACAUAUGAACGGAAAAACAUCGAGCGAUGGCUCCACACCAAGAGGACUUCGCCGCUUACGAACAUUGAAUUGUCCAGCACCGACCUCCGUUCUGACGCGCGAUCUAGGCAGGAAGUUGAUGCUUACUUGAAGGGCAAAGACAUAUUUGUGGCAAAACCUGCCGCAAACAUGCAGACUGUCUCAAUCAAGUCACCACUUGGCUCAUAUACAAUGGAGCUUCCACACUCGCUAACGCUGAUUGACUUGUACGCUCUGGCGUUUCGCCUUACAAAGGGCCGGUACCCCAGGUUUGAACUACAUCACAGGAAUGCUUCCUUGCCAUUUGCCCCUCGGUCACUUGAGACGAGUGUCGCUCCUGCCACUGAUGUUUUCGUUGCUCCAUUAGAGACUACAACUCUACCUUCAUUUGACACGCCAGGCGAUAUGUACCUGGUCAAGGUGUACAGCUGGAACAACCGCUCGACGCCAGUGUGCUCGUAUUGGGAGCCUAGGAGUGCAACAAAGACUUUGGAAUCCGUUGUGUUUCGAUACUACCGGCACAUGUUCUCCAAGAAUGCCUAUGCAUUAGUCGAACAUCCAUUCACAAUAUGGCACGGCAUGCGCGAUGUGGGCGACGGUUACUGCACCGCUUCCUGCAUAGCACACUGGAAAGCAGUCUCUGAGCUCUUGAACCUUUCGAAUGCAACUGGAUCUGUGAACGCGGAAUCGGCGUAUGACAACUCUGAUUCACCUACAGAUCUUCGUACGUACUCCACGACGGGUCCACUGGUACUGAAGUUGGCACUUGGCCCUUCGCCUGCACCUCCAGCUGGUCAGCGCAAGACACUCAGUCGACUGGAAGUUCUGAAACAAAUGUUUGACGCUUUUAUCAAUCGACUGCUGGCCUACAAUUUUCGGACUCAUGUCGGUCUCGUUACAUUCAGCUCCACUGUAUCCGUGUCGCAGGACAUUACACAUGCCAUCGAGGAUUUUCGUCACCAGUUGAAUAACAUGAUCCCAAGAGGUGAUACUGCUAUCUGGGAUAGUGUUGCGUUGGCGAUGGAUCGGCUGCAGCAGUAUGCUUUGAAGUAUCCUAAGGCAAGACUACGUAUCAUCUGCAUCUCAGAUGGCGAGGACAACAAGUCCAGUCGACUUGUUCAUGAUCUUGCAUCACAACUUGUUAGCCGCAACAUCGUCGUAGAUUCUUUCUGCUUAGGUAACGAAAACAACACUGAUCUUCAGACCCUGUCAUAUGUGACUGGGGGUUACAAGUUUGAGCCAAGUAGCCUGGAGGAAGCAAUGGCGAUUUGCGAAAUGGAGCCUGUCCUCUCUUUGGCCGAUCGACCUGUCGCAGUGCUGCCACGCAUCUCUUCACGCCACGCGGGCAACGCGCUCUAUCGCUUCCAAAAAGCCAAGCAGUCGAUUUCUGUGGAUCAUGCUACACGUGAUGAGUUCCCGCAGCGCAAGGUACACCCUCAGCUUGCAGGCUCGUUUGUCGAACUGAAAAGUUUUGCGCGACAUGCUCCGCAAGCACGGUCAGACGGUAAUUUACGACUGAGUCGCAUUCAUUCCGAGAUACGUACUUGCGGAGCCCUCGUACACCCGCAUUACGACAUCUACAUUUGCGAGGAGAACUUCGGUUUCUGGAAGAUUGCUAUGCAAGGCCCGCCGGAGAGCACAUAUGCAGGUGGCACGUUUCUACUCUAUGUAGAGAUGGGCGCAGACUAUCCCUUAUCACCACCGCAGGCUCGCUUUGUAACGUCUGUGUACCACCCCAACAUCAACCGCCACGGCCGCAUUUGUCACUCGAUCCUUGACCGCAACUGGACCGUUGACACGACGACCAAGGAUGUCAUCGACACGAUCUACUCACUCCUGUUGGUGCCCGAGUUCAGUGAUCCCAUCAACAUUGUCGUUACCCUAAACUACCACUGGGACGAGGUUCAGUUCAAGGAGGAGGCCCAACGCGACAUCAGCAAGUAUGCCACUAAGACGAGGGCAGAGUGGCGCGCGGAAAUUACCGGAUAGAUGGCUACGGGAAGC
Molecule: messenger RNA, 4843 nt
Organism: Boeremia exigua
Lineage: Eukaryota; Fungi; Ascomycota; Dothideomycetes; Pleosporales; Didymellaceae
Exons: 7
Coding region: 80-4828 (1582 amino acids)
Biological process (GO): protein polyubiquitination
Cellular component (GO): nucleus
Molecular function (GO): ubiquitin conjugating enzyme activity
Source: RefSeq, a predicted model, not a curated record